Eimeria maxima is the source of this 837-nucleotide messenger RNA. RefSeq lists its product as hypothetical. The coding region runs from base 1 to 837 and encodes 278 amino acids. The record is from RefSeq and is a predicted model, not a curated record. NCBI's taxonomy places the organism in Eukaryota, Apicomplexa, Conoidasida, Eucoccidiorida, Eimeriidae. The transcript has 8 exons.
AUGGAGAGCGUGUAUUUGUUGGUGCUAGUGCGCGUAUGGAGCUGUGGUGGCCUUGUAAAAAGCGUGGGUGGGCCCUCGCUGAUACGACCUUGCAAAGCUGUGGAGGUGAAAGGUGGAGUUGUUGGCGUGGAUGUAGGCUACCGGCGAGUUGGCAUUGACGGAGCAGUUGUUGGGGCGUACGCAGCCUUGGCUGAGCACUGGUACAAUUUGUGGUUGAGACGGUUGGUCAGUAGAGAGGAGACUGUGCUGCGCCCAGCCGGUUCCGGCGUGAAGGCGGUGGUGACAAUGCAUGACGUCAGCCACGCAGCACCAAUGUGCAUUGCAAGACGUACUGAUCUGUCGCAGUGGUAUCGUUUGCACGCUGUGGAGAUUGUUUGUAUAGGUUUCUCGAAGGAUGGAAUGUCAGAGAAGAAUCACUGGCUAUCCUUGCGCUUCGGGUUUACGCGUGAUCAAGAAGUGCAUUGCAGUGCGUUCGGGAUCGGGGAUGUGUAUUGGUUGGUGCUGGUGCGCGAAAGGAGCCGUUGUGGCCUUGUAAAUAGCGUAGCUGGGAAAGCGCUGGCCCGAAUUUGCAAAUCAAGGAUUUGGGAUGGAGUCGAGGAUGUGAGGCUGUUAAAUGGCUAUGCUUCGUACCAUCUAAUGGAGAAUGUCCUGCGACCAGGAGGUUUUGGCGUGAAGGCGGUGGUGGGGUCGCAUGACCUCAGCCGCCCGGCAACAAUGUGCGUUGCAGUUUGGGUUGAUCUGUCGCAGUGGUAUCGCUUUUACGCUGUGGAGGUGAAAGGCGGAAAUGUUGUGUUGGCAUUGCAUGCUAGCUGCGAGUUGGCAUUGAUGGUCUUGUAA